UUAAUGUCGUCAUCAAUACGCUCACCAAGUGUGGCUGGCAAGGUGUAAAGCCACACGUUUCCCCCCCUCCAAGUCCAUUUAAUGCUGUUGGGACGAUCGCUCAUCGCCUAUCCGACAGCAUAAAAUGUCUUCACUGCUCAAAGUGGAUAAUGAAAUCAAAACUAAGGUUGAUGCAUUCAGAGAACGUAUCACUGCAGAGGCAGAAAACCUAGUUGCAAGUUUUUUCCCCAAGAAGUUACUGGAGCUUGAUCAAUUCCUCAAGGAGCCAAUCAUAAACAUUGUCGAGCUGAAGGAGAUCCACUCAGACAUCAACCUUACAGUGCCCGACCCCAUCCUGCUCUCCAACCUCCACGAUGGACUCGAUUCGCAAAAUGCCAAAAAGAGAAAGCUGGAUGACGGAGACGUCGAGGACAAGGUGACCGGCACCAAGGUCUUCGUCAUGCCAGGCGGAAUGAUGAAGAGCAACGGCAACCUGGUGGAUCUCAUUGAAAAAGUCAAACCGGAGAUCCGAACGCUCAUCGAAAAAUGCAACACGGUCAAAAUGUGGGUGCAGCUGCUCAUUCCAAGGAUAGAAGACGGCAACAACUUUGGGGUGUCGAUCCAGGAGGAGACUGUGGCCGAGCUGAGGACGGUGGAAGGCGAGGCGGCCUCUUACCUCGACCAGAUAUCCAGAUACUACAUCACUCGAGCGAAGCUGGUUUCCAAAAUAGCAAAAUAUCCUCAUGUGGAGGACUAUCGGCGUACGGUAACCGAGAUCGACGAGAAGGAAUACAUCAGUCUGAAGAUCAUCGUGUCGGAGCUUCGAAAUCAAUACGUGGCGUUACACGACAUGAUUCUGAAGAAUAUCGAGAAGAUCAAGAGGCCUCGGAGCAGUAACGCUGAAGCUUUGUACUGAGCGCUGCCAAAGUGCAAGCACGCACCUUCCGUCAUUUCAAUACAAUCAAGCAAAGCCCGUACAUGCAGAUGGACGCCACACCUUUUUUUUUUUAAUGUAAGAGACUUCCCCCCCCCCCCCCAGGUUUAACGAGCUCAAAUGCUCGGGAAGUCGCAUUCUCCACACGAGUGCACCUUUUUUUUAAUUUGAGAACGUUGGAGUGGUUUGAUUUGUAGCGCUUACAUGAAGGUUCCAGAGCAACUUUUGUUCUGUCUGAACAGUGGCUAACGAGGAAUAUUGUGUCGUGCAGUCAGCUUUUAGGUUCACGAAAAAAAUCACCUCGUUAAAAUAUUGAUCUUAUUGAUUUUUUUUUUUUUUAAGUAAUGUGGGAUUUUAUUUCCAUCUGCUUCACGUUGCAGUACAGGCUUUGGCCUGUAGGCGCCAGUGUGGCGUAGACAAGUUAAAGGACUCAAAAGAACAUUAAGUUAACACCCUGAAAAUAAUUGUUCUCAUCACAUGACACCAUUUUCCCUCAAUAAAAUAAUUUUUUUCUAAAAACA
This is a messenger RNA of Syngnathus typhle (broad-nosed pipefish), 1434 nucleotides long. RefSeq names its product proteasome activator subunit 3 (gene psme3). NCBI's taxonomy places the organism in Eukaryota, Metazoa, Chordata, Actinopteri, Syngnathiformes, Syngnathidae. Gene Ontology annotation, biological process: regulation of G1/S transition of mitotic cell cycle; positive regulation of endopeptidase activity; regulation of proteasomal protein catabolic process. Gene Ontology annotation, molecular function: endopeptidase activator activity. Gene Ontology annotation, cellular component: nucleoplasm; proteasome activator complex; cytoplasm. The record is from RefSeq and is a predicted model, not a curated record. The transcript has 10 exons. Bases 125 to 895 code for a protein of 256 amino acids.